This is a messenger RNA of Ailuropoda melanoleuca (giant panda), 1367 nucleotides long. It is a transcript of the gene CAPZB, whose product is annotated as capping actin protein of muscle Z-line subunit beta. Lineage: Eukaryota; Metazoa; Chordata; Mammalia; Carnivora; Ursidae. Bases 153 to 986 code for a protein of 277 amino acids. Gene Ontology annotation, cellular component: F-actin capping protein complex; cytoplasm. The record is from RefSeq and is a predicted model, not a curated record. Gene Ontology annotation, biological process: cell morphogenesis; actin cytoskeleton organization; negative regulation of filopodium assembly. Gene Ontology annotation, molecular function: actin filament binding. The transcript is spliced from 10 exons.
GGAAGGAAGGUGGCGGCGGCCCGGCGCGGGGGGAGGGGGGCGCUGACCCGGAUGUUCACUCUUGGGCACCCGGGGAAGUGGAAGCGCCGGGCCCUGCUGCGGGGGGGAGAGCCACAGACGCCGGGACCGGGAUCGCCGCCGCCGCCGCCACCAUGAGUGACCAGCAGCUGGACUGUGCCUUGGACUUAAUGAGGCGCCUGCCUCCACAGCAAAUCGAGAAGAACCUCAGCGACCUGAUCGACCUGGUCCCCAGUCUGUGUGAAGAUCUCCUGUCGUCUGUUGACCAGCCCCUGAAAAUCGCCAGAGACAAGGUGGUGGGAAAGGAUUACCUUUUAUGUGACUACAACAGAGAUGGGGACUCCUACAGGUCACCGUGGAGUAACAAGUACGACCCUCCUUUGGAAGACGGGGCCAUGCCUUCUGCUCGGCUGAGAAAGCUGGAGGUGGAAGCCAACAAUGCCUUUGACCAGUAUCGAGACCUGUAUUUUGAAGGUGGCGUCUCAUCUGUCUACCUCUGGGAUCUGGAUCAUGGCUUUGCUGGAGUGAUCCUCAUAAAGAAGGCUGGAGAUGGAUCAAAGAAGAUCAAGGGCUGCUGGGAUUCCAUCCACGUGGUGGAAGUGCAGGAGAAAUCCAGUGGUCGCACCGCCCACUACAAGCUGACCUCCACCGUGAUGCUCUGGCUGCAGACCAACAAAUCCGGCUCCGGCACCAUGAACCUCGGAGGCAGCCUGACCAGACAGAUGGAGAAAGAUGAGACCGUGAGUGACUGCUCCCCGCACAUAGCCAAUAUCGGGCGCCUGGUAGAGGACAUGGAAAAUAAAAUCAGAAGUACGCUGAAUGAGAUCUACUUUGGAAAAACAAAGGACAUCGUCAAUGGGCUGAGAUCUGUUGACGUAAUCCCCGACCACCCCAAGUUUCAGCAGCUGCAGAGGGAGCUUUCCCAAGUGCUGACCCAGCGCCAGAUCCACAUCCAGCCUGAUAACUAAGCCGACGCAGGUCUGUGCAGACUUUCGCAGACAAAUCAAAGCAGGAAGCUCUUAAGAACGACCUGGUGGAGGCCUUGAAGAGAAAGCAGCAGUGUUAGAGCUCGGCUCCGCGCUACCUGGGCACGCCACGCGCUCCUUAGACCCCUUUCUUAGAGAACUCGUCUUCUGCUCCCCUCCCUUGCCCCUCGCCCCCCCCACCAGGUCACAUAACACCGGCUUCGCCGAGCGCACAGCGCCGUCUCCCUGAGAAUAAAGCCCAGUAAACACCCUCCGUCUCUGAGGCCUCCUUCCCACCACGUUUUGCUAUCAAAACGCCCCAUAUUUCCACAGAGACUGUGUGUUUUCGUUUGCCCUACCCCCCCGUCUGCCCCCCCCAUUUAU